CCUUCCGCUCAGAUUCUCGCUGUACUUCCGGUCAGCGAGGCCUCGUCCCUCCUCUGGGUUACCGGGUCUCCUGCCCCUGGCCCCUCAGGUCUUCCUGGAGCCGCGCCGGCACCUCCGUGCGUCUCUCCGGAAGCCCGCACUCGCUCCUCGUCGCAGGCUUCGCUGAGGAUCGCGAGCCGGUAGGGGCUGGGCCUGCCGCGCGCUUCCGUUGAGGCCGCCGCGCUGCCGGGAUGCCGCGGCUGGGGUCGGCGCCGCUCUGGGCGGCCGCCGCGGGCCGUUGGGGUUGCAGGCUGCUUGCUCUACUGCUGCUACUGCCGGCUCCGAGCGGCGGCUCCGAGAUCACCUUCGAGCUGCCCGAUAAUGCCAAGCAGUGCUUCUACGAGGACAUCACUCAGGGCACCAAGUGCACCCUGGAGUUCCAGGUGAUUACUGGUGGUCACUAUGACGUAGAUUGUCGAUUGGAAGAUCCUGAUGGUAAAGUGUUAUACAAGGAGAUGAAGAAACAGUAUGAUAGUUUCACCUUCACAGCCUCCAAAAAUGGGACAUACAAAUUUUGCUUCAGCAAUGAGUUUUCUACUUUCACCCACAAAACAGUGUAUUUCGAUUUUCAAGUUGGAGAAGACCCACCUUUGUUUCCCAGUGAGAACCGAGUCAGUGCCCUUACCCAGAUGGAAUCCGCCUGUGUUUCCAUUCACGAAGCUCUCAAGUCCGUCAUUGACUAUCAGACACAUUUCCGGCUACGGGAAGCUCAAGGCCGAAGCAGAGCAGAGGAUCUGAAUACAAGAGUGGCCUAUUGGUCGGUGGGAGAAGCCCUCAUCCUGCUGGUGGUUAGCAUAGGGCAGGUGUUUCUUCUGAAGAGUUUUUUCUCAGAUAAAAGAACCACCACAACUCGAGUUGGAUCAUAACUGCACUUUGAGAUGCACCAUUGCCACCGUAAUAUUACUGUCCUCAGUUUUAGGUACUGAAGAACUUAACAUUGACAACAUUCUAAAACCCUAUUCAUACUUGUUGGGAAAGAUGUACAGUGCAUAUCCCCAUGGGAGAGGACACCUUUUUUAUUUGUAAAGGUGGAAAAUUUUGGACCUUAAUGCAGCUAUUCAUAUGAAAUAUCUAACACCAAUGAUCUACUUUUUCUUGGUUUAUAUCUACUCUUCAUACACUAAACUUUGGUAUUCUGAUUCCUUUUAACCAUUUAAAAGUACUUUUCUUAAUAGGUAGUUGAUACUUUAAAAAAAAUCUUAGAUUUAUUGUUUGUGGGUAUUACAGAGGAAGAAAACUGCCUUUUAAUUGUUUAUAGUGAAUAAAGUUAUGUUUUUAAGAAAACCAAAUGUGAUUAACUGUAGCCAAGCCCUAUUCUGCACUGCUUAAUUUUACGGGGGAAAAUAAUCUACUAUAGAACUUUUAGUUAAUAGUGAUGCAAUUUUCAUUGCUAUAUCAUGAUAUAAUUUAUUUCUUGCUAGUUUGAAAACUGUACAGGUUUUUUUUCCCCAUUCUAUGAUUUCUAACUAGCUAUGUUAUCUGUUUAGAAGUGUUACCACCCCAUAGAAAAUAGCAUAAUAGACUUAAAAAUCAGAUUGUUGUAACUGUUAGGAUAAAGAAUAAUAUGAGACACUAUGGUAUGGUAAAUGAAGUAGAAACAUUUCUAGUGAAUUGUCUGUCAUUGCAUUCCCAGGGCUUUUAUAAAGAAGAGAAGACCUGAGUCUUAGAGCAUUCUGGUGCACUAGUUCUUGGUCACGUCAUUCCCAGAGUAGGUCAGCAGUUGUGAGCUCACUUAAGUGCCAUUUGUCUUAUCCUCAUGGUGUGAUGCACUGAGAGUUCAUUUUUAUCUCCCCAUUUUGUCUUCUUUCUGCAGUCUAAUUAGCAGUUCUACAAUCAAACAUUUAGAAUGCUAUGAAUGUUUCCUAUUUAAAGAUAUUUAGAAUUGGUUUGUACUGUUUGUGUCUUGUACCUUGUGUGGAUUAAACUGAUUGAAAUGAGAUUUUGAUCCAAGUAUUCAGAAUAGAAUUCAUAAUGAUGGGAAAUUGUAUAGGUAAGAAGGCUUUUCUGCUUUUUUAAAAAUUAAAAAACACAGCAGUUGCUUUUCAGCCAUGCCUCUCUUCAUUACAGGCAAUGAGAACUGAAUGAGUCUCCUGUUGUAGAGACGUUAGCAUAUGACACCAUAGGAUAAUGACUGCCUAGCAGCUCUAGUCACUUAACCAAUACUGACUAGAAGUUAACUAAGCCAUCUUAGAAUGUGCCCGGGCCUGCGCACACACUUCUGCAUGCAAGAGCAAAACGAAUUCAAGUUUUCUUGCGUACUCAUUUCAGAUGUCACAGAGUAGGAGUAAACACGCUUCCAACCUCUUAAAGACCAGAUCACUACUCCUUAGACAUUUACAAACAGAUUAAGAAGAGAAGUUUAAGAUUUUGCAGGUUUAUCCAUUUGAGUUCUUGUACUGAAGCCCUACGGCUUUUUAAAUGUUCCAUUUACUUAGUCGUGAAUGUUUUAAGCACCAAUGUUAAUGUAAUUGCUAAGCACGGGAGUAUGUAAAAUUCCAUGUCUGCUUGCUAGUAGACUCUGGAUGCUUACACUGUAAUUAAAUGGAGUCAGGUAUAGAUUUUGCCAGGUUUGGCAUAUAUGAUGCCCGCAUUUAAUCUGUGCCUCUCAAAACGUCCUGAUAGUAAACUAUUACUAUAAAUCAUUUUUUUGUGAGACUGUUGAGUCAAACUUGAAAUCACCAGUUACCCAGUGUCAGAAAUAGUAUGAAUUUAGUUUCAUCUCAGUAGCUGGCUAAAUUUUGACAGGUAUCUGUUCAACUGGUAUGAUUAUAUAAGGAAAUAGAUACCCACACAUAAAUGCCAUGUAAUGUUUUUCUUCCUUCUAUGAUAUAAUUGAAAGUUGGUCUUUUUUCUGUAAUUCUUACAUAAGUUGUUGCAGGAGUUUAAAUUUCCCAAAUAUUUUUGGUUGGUCAUAUGACUCAAUACAUAUUUGAAUAUCAUAAUUGUAUAUAUUUUUAAAGUAGAAUAAAUAAUGGAAAGCAACUUGAUACAUGAGUUUAUACUAAAAUUUCAACUGGGUAAAGGUAUGUUUUACAAUAUUGCUUUGCUAAUAAUCUAAACAUUCUUUUAUCUAUUUAAAAACAUAGUUUGUGGCUUACAGCUUUUCCUCUGAGCUCAAUAAUCACCUUUGAAAAUACAGUGGAUGAAAAGCAAUUUAUUGAAAGGUUUCAUUUAUAUCUCUGAACUAUCCAUUUUUUGUUUCAAUUUCUAAAUGUUAAAUUUAUGUUUAAAUAGAAUAAAGGUAACUGUGACUUUUCUUUUCAAAAAUUAGACAAGUUAAUAUAUAAAUAAUUCAAAGGAUUUUUGUUUACUUUGAAAAAGAAUUUUCUCUGAAUUAAAGAUGGUUCCACAGGAUUGCACCAAUCAGUUCCAUGUAAAAUAAAAAGGAAAAAAAUCAGCAAACUGACUUCACUUGUUUCUAUCAGGAUUUAAUUCUUUCUUAAACUCCUUAAAAAAAAACAUAGCUCAUCCUACUGUUUUAGAGUGGUCAGUGUUAACGUGUUAUAGUUUCGGGGCGUGAGGGGGAGUCAGUGUUUCAAGGGUGCAAAGUGUAUAGAAGCAAGCCAGGUGUGGUAGUGCACCCUUUAAUUCCAGCGCUGGGAGGCAGAGGCAGGCAGAGCUCUAUGAGGCCAGUUUGGUUUACAAAGUAGGUUCCAGGACAGCCAGAGAGCUACACAGAGAAAUGCGGUCUCAAAGAAAGAAGAUGGAAGAAAGGAAGGAAAAAAGAGACAGAAAAGGCACAGCUCAGUACUGUGUUGUAAUAAUAGUGUUUAUUUUCCAGUUCAUAACGAUGUGUGAGGAGGAAUUCACCAAAACAGAGUACUGUCUCAUUUCCUGUCCUUACUGUUUUUAAUGAAAAUGUUCAUGGAAGACAGUUAUACCAUUAGUUACUCCAAAAGAUUCUUAGUCGAUUUAGGUUGUUUAAAAUUUAGUGGUGUUGACUGGACUCCAGCCCUUCAUAGAGCAGUCAGAAGAGACAGCCUAAUUUCUGGGCAGAACUCUUCAAAAAGGGAAAAAUAGCCUGUACAGACUGGCAUUUCCUGAAUGCUUACACUGGGCAGGAGUGUGCUGUGUGUUCUGUGUUGACCGCAAGUGUCCUCUAGGAUCCUAUGAACUAGGAGUUUUAUUUCUAUUUUUAGGCAAGGCAUAGUAUAAUUUGAAUAAAAAUGCCCCCCCUUGGGGAAUGGUACCGUUAGGAGGUGUGCCCUUGUUGGAGUAGGCAUGGCCUUGGAAGAAAUGUGUCAUUUUUAGGUCUCAUGCUUAAGCCACACUUUCUCUUUCCGCUGUGUGCUGAUUUGAAAGAAGAGCUCUCAGCUCCUCCUCCAGCACCAUUUCUACCUGUGCGUUGCCGUGCUCCCCACCAUGAUGAUAGUAAACUAAAUCCUGAAACUAAGCCAGCCCCAAUUAAAUGUUUUCCUUUUUAAUA
Apodemus sylvaticus (European woodmouse) is the source of this 4465-nucleotide messenger RNA. It is a transcript of the gene Tmed7, whose product is annotated as transmembrane p24 trafficking protein 7. The record is from RefSeq and is a predicted model, not a curated record. Gene Ontology annotation, cellular component: COPII-coated ER to Golgi transport vesicle; Golgi apparatus; endoplasmic reticulum-Golgi intermediate compartment. Lineage: Eukaryota; Metazoa; Chordata; Mammalia; Rodentia; Muridae. Gene Ontology annotation, biological process: intracellular protein transport; endoplasmic reticulum to Golgi vesicle-mediated transport; Golgi organization. Bases 231 to 905 code for a protein of 224 amino acids. The transcript has 3 exons.